This is a messenger RNA of Symphalangus syndactylus (siamang), 3487 nucleotides long. RefSeq names its product ring finger protein 207 (gene RNF207). The record is from RefSeq and is a predicted model, not a curated record. Gene Ontology annotation, biological process: regulation of cardiac muscle contraction; regulation of heart looping. NCBI's taxonomy places the organism in Eukaryota, Metazoa, Chordata, Mammalia, Primates, Hylobatidae. Gene Ontology annotation, cellular component: perinuclear region of cytoplasm. Gene Ontology annotation, molecular function: transmembrane transporter binding; Hsp70 protein binding; zinc ion binding.
AGAGGCAGGAGAGGCCACAGCAGAGGGAGGCCCCGCGUAGAGUUGGAACCAUCGCCCGGUGCGGGCCUGACCUUCCAGGGCCGGCGACUCCUCCGCAGAGCGACCGCGCGGGGUCUCAGAGCGCGGCCCGGAGCCGCACUAGGAGCGCUGGACGGCGGGAGAGAGGCUCGGAGGACGGGUAGCUCCCAGCAAAGCGGCCUAGCGGAUGUCGGGAGCUAUCUUCGGGCCCCUGGAGGGCCCGAGCUCCCUGGAUGCCCUGAGCAUCCACCCGCUGGUGUGCCCGCUGUGCCACGUGCAGUACGAGCGCCCGUGUCUUCUGGACUGCUUCCACGACUUCUGUGCCGGCUGCCUGCGUGGCCGCGCGACCGACGGCCGCCUCACCUGCCCGCUGUGCCAACACCAGACGGUGGUGAAGGGUCCCAGCGGGCUCCCGCCGGUGGACCGGCUGCUGCAGUUCCUGGUGGACAGCUCAGGGGAUGGCGUGGAGGCGGUGCGCUGUGCCAACUGUGACCUGGAGUGCAGCGAGCAGGACGUGGAGACCACGUACUUCUGCAACACGUGCGGACAGCCCCUGUGCGCGCGCUGCCGCGACGAGACGCACCGAGCACGCAUGUUUGCGCGCCACGACAUCGUGGCCCUGGGUCAGCGAAGCCGCGACGCGCCCCAGAAGUGCACGCUGCACGCAGAGCCCUACCUCUUGUUCUCAACCGACAAGAAGUUGCUGUUGUGCAUCCGCUGCUUCCGCGACAUGCAGGGGGAGAGCCGGGCGCACUGCGUGGACCUGGAAUCGGCUUACGUGCAGGGCUGCGAGCGGCUGGAGCAGGCGGUGCUGGCCGUGAAGGCCCUGCAGACGGCCACGCGGGAGGCCAUCGCGCUGCUGCAGGCCAUGGUGGAGGAGGUGCGGCACAGCGCCGCGGAGGAGGAGGACGCUAUCCACGCCCUCUUCGGCAGCAUGCAGGACAGGCUGGCAGAGAGGAAAGCGCUGCUGCUGCAGGCUGUGCAGAGCCAAUAUGAGGAGAAGGACAAGGCCUUCAAGGAGCAGCUCUCUCACUUGGCCACCUUGCUGCCCACGCUGCAGGUCCACCUGGUCAUCUGCUCCUCCUUCCUCAGCUUGGCCAACAAGGCUGAGUUCCUGGACCUGGGCUAUGAGCUGAUGGAGAGGCUGCAGGGCAUCGUCACACGGCCGCACCACCUGAGGCCUUUGCAGAGCAGCAAGAUUGCCAGUGACCACCGAGCUGAAUUUGCGCGCUGCCUGGAGCCGCUGCUGCUGCUGGGGCCACGUCGGGUGGCAGCUGCUACAAGUGGUGCUAACACGCUGGCAGGGGGCUUAGGCCCCAAGGUGCUGAUGGGGCCCCACUGCCCCUCCCCAGUAGGAAAGAUUUCGGGGUCACCCGUCCAAAAGCCCACGCUGCACCGGUCCAUCAGCACCAAGGUGCUGCUGGCAGAGGGUGAGAACAUGCCCUUCACAGAGCACUGCCGCCACUACGAGGACUCCUACCGGCACCUGCAGGCGGAGAUGCAGAGCCUAAAGGACCAGGUACAGGAGCUGCACCGAGACCUCACCAAGCACCACUCGCUCAUCAAGGCGGAGAUCAUGGGAGACGUCCUGCGCAAGUCCCUGCAACUGGACGUGCAGAUCGCCUCGGAGCACGCCUCCUUAGAGGGCAUGAGGGUCGUCUUCCAGGAGAUUUGGGAGGAAUCCUAUCAGCGAGUGGCUAAUGAGCAGGAGAUUUAUGAAGCCCAGCUCCAUGACCUUCUCCAGCUGAGGCAGGAGAAUGCCUACCUGACCACCAUCACCAAGCAGAUCACGCCCUACGUCUGCUCCAUUGCCAAGGUGAAGGAGCGGCUGGAGCCCAGGUUUCAGGCACCCGUGGAUGAGCAGUCAGACAGUCUACAAAACACGCACAACGACAGCAGGAACAGCGCAGCCUCAGCCAGGAAUAAUCCAGGAAGUGUCCCGGAAAAGAGAGAGAAGACAUCAGAACCUAAAGGAAACAGCUGGGCUCCAAACAGCCUCUCGGAAGAGCCUCUACUGAAAAAUAAGGAUCAUCACAGAUCCAAACAGAAAAAUGGGGGCGAUGUCCCCACAUGGAGGGAACACCCGACUUAGCAAAUGGGACCAGUCCCCAGGGUCAGACUCUUAGAGCAGGCACAAGACUGGGACACUGGAGAGAAGGUUGUUCCCAUGAUGGUUUAUUUUUUGAGACGGAGUUUCGCUCUUUGUUGCCCAGGCGGGAGUGUAAUGGUGCGAUCUCGGCUUACCACAACCUCUGCCUCCUGGGUUCAAGCAAUUCUCCUGUCUCAGCCUCCCGAGUAGCUGAAAUUACAGGCGCCUGCCACCACGCCCGGCUAAUUUUUUGUAUUUUUAGUAGAGAUGGGGUUUCACUAUGUUGGCCAGGCUGGUCUCAAACUCCAGACCUCAGGUGAUCCACCUGCCUCAGCCUCCCAAAGUGCUGGGAUUACAGGGGUGAGUCACCGUGCCUGGCCAAUGUUUUUUUUUUUUUUUAUAAGACAGAAUUUCACUCUUUGUUGCCCAGGCUGCAAUGGCGCAAUCUCUGGCUCACCGCAACCUCCAUCUCCCGGGUUCAAGCGAUUCUCCUGCCUCAGCCUCCCGAGUAGCUGGGAUUACAGGCAUGCGCCACCACACCCGGCUAAUGUUUUGUAUCUUUAGUAGAGGGGGUUUCUCCAUGUUGGUGAGGCUGGUCUCUAACUCCCAACCUCAGGUGAUCCACCCACCUCGGCCUUCCAAAAUGCUGGGAUUACAGGGGUGAGCCACCGUGCCAGGCCAGUUAUUUCUUUAAAAGGUAAUCAUUUCUCAAUAGUAAAACCCAGAAGCUCUGACAGGCCAUAAUUUCAGAUCCUUUGGCUUGGGCAGUUUUGAUUUUCCCCGUGUUUGCAUGGCAUGAAGUCUUCAUCCUUGUCACAGUAGCUUGGGAUGACUCCCAGUCCACAUGGAAAACAUCAGGGAGUGACAAUCCAGCAAGAAAUCCCUCGCUAGUUCCACACGUACGCACCGAGCAUGUGUGUGCCAGGCCCUGUGCUGGGCAGAGUGUGGUCUGUCAGGUAUGCCAGUUUUACGUACCAAGACUCCACCACUGAGUAGCACCUGCCCUGUCGCGAAGGAAUCCAGUAUCUCCGGAAUUACAGUCCCACUGUUAACCUGGUGCUACUGGAAAGUUCCACCCAGUAAUCUGAGCAGUGACUCAUGGAAGGAUGAGGAACCUUUGCUCCAGCCUCUCUCCCUUUCCAGCAAGGGCAGAGCUCCUAAAGCCAGGGGUUAGCACCUGGCCAGCUUAUGUGGCAGAUGGUCUCAGUCUCAGCUUCGCUGCUUUCCCAAACUCCUGCAGCCUUCCUGAGUCCGCCUUCCGUUGAUAGCAAAGCACUGGGUGACAGCAACCUUUUUUCUAGUAGUUUUUUCCCAGUUUUCCAUUUCUCCACAGUACCCUUUUCAUUUAGAGGAGCUUAAUAAAUGCUUUUUAAAAAGUAA